GUUGGUUGGCCCCAGGCCCUUGCUGUUGACUCCUCAGCCGCACGCCGGGAAUACGAAACCUGAGGGGACAAGAAACGACUGCGACUUUUCUACCACCAGUCCACGCUUUGGCUUAUAUCCUUCGAAGAAGUAGGGGAACAAGAUGGCGCUGCCUCUAGCUGAUGUUGGAAACAAGUUUGAGGAUCUUUCCGGGGUCGACAUCAAGCCGGGAGACAACCCGUACGACGCCCUCAUCAGCGCCUGCUAUGGCUCCCCGGCCAAGAUCCAGUUGCUUUAUGCUACUCAUCGUACGAUACGGAAUGCGCAGCAGCGGGAGAAGUUUCUGUCCCCCGACUUCAACGAGUUGAACAUUGACCCCAUUCUCUUGCGACUGGAGAGGCCCGACGUAGAGCCCGGGUUCCAGGACCCCCGACACUGCCUCGUGUUCUGGGCAAGACCCCCGAACCAUGUCGUGAAGUUGGCGUGUCAUCUCCAGACGCUCCUGCAAAAGGCAGCGCCGAAUCUCUGGCUCAUGCCCCCACACCGUAUGCACUUGACAACCCUCGAGAUCGCCCACUCGCAGACGGCCCAGGGGAUCGCAGACUUGGUGUCGUCAAUGCGCCCGGCAAUUCCUGCCCUGACAGGGCUUACAUUUACACGGCGUUCGCGGCUCGUGAAACCCGUGAUCUCAUACGACCUAUCAGCCGUGGCCGUGUCGUUCCUGCCAGCGUCCGGGGAGGAGGAAGUGUCGCCAGCCGCCGUGCCGUCCGGCCAGGACAAUAGUACAGGGACGGAGGGCGACCACUACACGUACCACCACCUGCGGCGAGAUGUCUUUAACAUGGCUUCGGAAAGCGUCCCCAUCGGCUCGCGUUAUGUAGUCCCCAGCGCACACAUCACGCUGGGACGCUAUCUCACCCAGGAGGACCACGAGACACCCGAGCAGCGUGAGAGAUGGAUCCAGACCAUCGAGGAGGUUAACAAGUGGCUUGAGGAUGAGGUCUGGGAGGUUAAAGACGGCCAGUUCAUCGGAGAGUGGGUUGUCGGCCAAGAACGGGGUCUGGAGGCCCGAUGCGGGACCUUGUGGUAUGGUGGUGGGAGGACUAUUUUGGCGGGAGAAGGGUUCUAAUAAGGGCUCGAAGUCCAUGGGGAAGAGAGGUCUUCAAGUAAAGUAGGUAGGUGGUUACCUUGACGCAUAUACCGCAUACAUACAAGAGGAAGUGAGAAGCAGUUCAGGCCUUGGAAAGAGAGGUGGAUUGGGGAUCAAGUAAAGGGUUAGGGUUAUCGCAUGAGAUAGACCGACAAGGGCCCCUCCAACCCCGCAAACCUGGAAGCCAUCAUCUUAUUAGCGUGGAUCUUCUU
This is a messenger RNA of Chaetomium fimeti, 1341 nucleotides long. Its product is annotated as RNA ligase/cyclic nucleotide phosphodiesterase. The transcript is spliced from 3 exons. The record is from RefSeq and is a predicted model, not a curated record. NCBI's taxonomy places the organism in Eukaryota, Fungi, Ascomycota, Sordariomycetes, Sordariales, Chaetomiaceae. Bases 143 to 1108 code for a protein of 321 amino acids.